Molecule: messenger RNA, 432 nt
Organism: Ichthyophthirius multifiliis
Lineage: Eukaryota; Ciliophora; Oligohymenophorea; Hymenostomatida
Product: SET domain protein
Exons: 1
Molecular function (GO): protein binding
Source: RefSeq, a predicted model, not a curated record
AUGACAAGAUAAGGAAAAUAUGGGCCACUUUUGGUGGAAGAAAAUAAACUUUAAGGAUUUGUAGUAAGAGCAUGUGAAAAUAUAAAGGCAAGAACACUUUUAUGUGAAUAUGUAGGAUAAGUAGAUUUCGCUAGAAAUCAUAUUUUUGAUAAUAAUGACUCUAUUAUGGAUCUUUUGAGAACAUCAAGAAGUAAAACUUCACUAGUUAUUAUUCCUGAAUAAAAAGGAAAUAUAGCAAGAUUCAUUUCUGGAAUUAAUAAUUGUUAAAAAGGAGGUUAAAAUAAAUAAAAUGUUUAAAGUAUAAGAAUAAAUAUAGAUGGUUAGGUAAAAGUAAUACUUUUUGCAAAAAGAAAUAUAAAAAAAGGUGAAUUAUUAUAUUAUGAUUAUAAUGCAGGAGGUUUUAAUGAUUAUCCUACAGAAUAAUUUGUUUGA